Messenger RNA from Solea solea (common sole), 4375 nucleotides. RefSeq names its product solute carrier family 7 member 1a (gene slc7a1a). Lineage: Eukaryota; Metazoa; Chordata; Actinopteri; Pleuronectiformes; Soleidae. The coding region runs from base 286 to 2241 and encodes 651 amino acids. Gene Ontology annotation, molecular function: amino acid transmembrane transporter activity. Gene Ontology annotation, biological process: transmembrane transport; amino acid transport. The record is from RefSeq and is a predicted model, not a curated record. Gene Ontology annotation, cellular component: plasma membrane. The transcript has 13 exons.
CCUGCCUUCCAUUUGAACACGUUUUAACACAGCUGCCUGAAGAGAAGGAUAUCUCCCAACCAACCACCUUAAAGACAGACAUUUGACUUGGUCGACGCAGUGUUGGCAGCACUGGUUAGAGUUAACUAAAGGACGCUCAGAGUGUUUGGAUCAGCACCGUAUGCGCUCUCGCAGCGUCUCCAAGGGUGCGUGUGACCUCUGCCCUGUGACCUCUGAAUCCCGUUCAGCCUCCUCCCCUUCCCUCCUCUCCUCCCCCUUCCUCCCUCCCCUGAGUGCCCGUCAGCGAUGGUGCUGCAGACGCUCCUGCGCUUUGGGAAGCGGUUGCUGAGGGUGAAGGUGGUGGACUGUAACUCGGACGAAUCCCGUCUGUCCAGAUGUCUGAACACCUUUGACCUGGUGGCCCUGGGCGUAGGCAGCACGCUGGGCGCGGGCGUCUAUGUGCUCGCCGGGGCCGUGGCUCGAGAGAAUUCAGGUCCUGCUAUUGUGCUGUCCUUCCUGAUAGCAGCCUUAGCCUCCGUGCUGGCUGGUCUAUGCUACGCUGAGUUCGGAGCCCGUGUUCCCAAAACUGGAUCAGCUUACCUUUACUCCUAUGUGACUGUCGGAGAGCUCUGGGCUUUUAUCACCGGAUGGAACCUCAUCCUGUCCUAUAUCAUUGGUACCUCCAGCGUGGCCCGGGCCUGGAGCGCGACGUUCGACGAGUUGGUGGGAAAGCGCAUCGAGGUGUUCUGCAGAGAAUACAUGUCGAUGAAGGCACCCGGUCUGUUGGCAGAGUAUCCCGACGUGUUUGCUGUUCUCAUCAUCAUCAUUCUCACAGGUCUGCUGGCGUUCGGGGUUAAAGAGUCUGCCAUGGUGAACAAGGUGUUCACGUGCAUCAACGUCCUCGUCCUGUUGUUCAUGGUCGUCUCCGGCCUGGUGAAAGGAACUUUGAAGAACUGGCAGUUAGACCCUGAGGAGAUCCUACAUGCCAAUCAUACCAGCAACUCCAGUCUCAACCUCACCAGUGUCUUACCAACAGAAGAGCAGUUAGGAGUGGGGGGCUUCAUGCCGUUUGGUUUCUCCGGUGUCCUGUCAGGAGCUGCCACCUGUUUCUAUGCCUUUGUGGGGUUUGACUGCAUCGCCACCACAGGCGAGGAGGUGAAGAAUCCCCAGAGAGCCAUUCCCAUCGGCAUCGUGUCCUCGCUGCUCAUCUGCUUCGUGGCGUACUUCGGUGUCUCUGCGGCGCUGACCCUCAUGAUGCCGUACUACCUGCUGGACAGCAACAGCCCUCUGCCUGUAGCCUUCAACUAUGUGGGCUGGGGAGGAGCCAAAUAUGCUGUGGCUGUAGGCUCUCUGUGUGCUCUGUCCACAAGUCUGUUGGGUUCCAUGUUCCCUCUGCCCCGUAUCAUCUUUGCCAUGGCUCGGGAUGGCCUGCUCUUCUCCUUCCUGUCCCACAUCAGCGAAAGAAAAGCGCCCAUAACGGCCACAGUGGUUGCCGGGGCGUUGUCUGCGAUCAUGGCUUUUCUCUUCGAGCUGAAGGACCUGGUGGACCUGAUGUCCAUAGGAACGCUCCUGGCCUACACUUUAGUGGCUGCGUGUGUCUUGGUGCUCAGGUAUCAGCCGGAGCAGCCCACUGUGGUGUAUGAAAUGGCCAACUCUAAAGAGGAGGCGGAGAUGAGCGACGACAUCAGUGUCCCCAGUGUGGGCAUGCUUCCUGGUCUGGAGGAGAGGUUCAGCUUCAAGAUGCUGCUGUUUCCAGAUAAUCCUGAGCCGUCCUCGUUGUCAGGCUUCUUUGUCAACAUCUGUGCUUCUGUCAUGGGACUGUUGAUCCUGGUCUUCAGCGUGCUGGCGGUGCAGGGAGGCUCCGCCUCCUGGAACAUCGCAGCCCUCAGCCUCAUCUUCGUGGCGUGCCUCGUCCUCACCUUCAUCGUGUGGAGGCAGCCCGAGAGCAAGACUAAAUUAUCCUUCAAGGUUCCGCUGCUGCCGUUCAUCCCAGUGAUCAGCAUGUUUGUCAACGUCUACCUGAUGAUGCAGCUGGACAGAGGCACCUGGGUACGCUUUGCAAUCUGGAUGGCGAUAGGCUUUGCGAUCUACUUCUGCUACGGUAUUCGCCACAGCACAGAGGCCGCCACGGCUCGCUCGUCACCUGACACGGAGAUGAUGGACCUCAAGCGUGACCAGGAAACAGAAAGCCUGGCGCUGGAAAAGGAGGCCUUCCUUCAGAAUGGAGUCGAUGUUGGGGAAGAGGACGAGGGAGAUUUGUAGGGAAGCAUUUGAACAUGCUACGAACAUUACAGAUUCCCCGGAUGCCGUUCUGUCUGUGUAAUAGUAUUUCUGUAAGGACGACUGUAAAUCCUUCAGCGGCACUAACUCCUUGUUGGGGAGAGUGAUGAUAAAUAGGUUUGAACUGAAAUUCUCAGACCUGUUUUGUUCCCCUUCGAGUGCUGGGUGCAGCACGGACAGCUGGUUAUAAUACUUAUGUGAAAACAGAGCGUCAGCAGCCAGUCGGCACAAAUCAUUGUCAGAUACAUUUGGAGAUUCUAAAUUGACCAUAGGUGUGAGUGUGUGUGUGUGUGUGUGUGUGAAUGUUUGUUUUGUCUGACAUGUCCAGGAUGAACCCUGCGUCAGCUGACUGGAGACAGGAAACAUGUGACAUGUGACAUGUGACAUGUGAGGGAGACUCAGCGAUGAAACCAUAACGUGUGUCUGUUUGUGUUCGUUCAUAGUCGCUUCUUUGAAGAGUGUCUGAGUGACAUCACUGGCAUCUCAGCCGUGCACAGGACAGGACAGGACAGGACAGCGGCUGUCGGAAAGUUUUUAGCAUCAUAUCACAUCGGGUUAAAACUCUCUCAGUAUUACAUUCAGGCUGUAGGAUAUUUACAUUCAUCUGUAACUGAUGUUGAAACCCUUGAACAGUUCUACCUGACGAGCAGAGGCUCGCACGUCACACGCUGCAGCACACUGGGCUCGUCAGUGACAUCAUUACCCCUGUCCGUCAACAGAAUUGGUAGGCGGAGCCAAAGGAAAAACUGGCUUCAUGUGGUGGUUUUGAUUGAGGCAACAGAAGCAGCCGUACAGAGGAUCAGAAUGUGCGGAACAUGAUUUUAUACUGUAAAACCUUCUCAACUGAUCACUUUCAUGAUCUUUACAGGAGUAAAAUGAUGGCAGUUGUUGAAUGACACUCCCUUUGUGAACCCUGAUACAUGAUGAACGGCAGUUAGCAUCAGUUAUCACAGAAUAACGGUGGAUUUUCACAGUGCUGGCUGCUGUGGUGUGUUUUCUGUUGUUGUUGCUUCCGUAGCUUUUAACAUCUAAAACAAUACAAGCCAAUUAUUUUAUGAAUGUUAAAUUUGGAUUUAUGUAAACGUUACUUUACACAUUUUAUCAUGUUUGUUAAUGAAAACUUGGUCAUUUAUUGUGUUUGUCAGAUUUUUAAUCUGAAACUAAUGUUUACAGUUAAGUCAAAGCCUAAAAAGUUGUUUUUUUUAACCCAACCAACAAUAAAAAAAAUACAUCAUUUAAAUCAUUUAAACACAAGCAUAAUAAUUGAUUUAAAGUUUUUAACAUCAUAUAAUGAAAUGUCUUUUUUUUUUUUACCUCUCAUUUGUUUACUGUAGAAGCGUUGGUUAUCACAUGGAUGUAAAUGUUGUGUAUAUUUCUUGCAGUAAAUUAUUUGUAAACUGGAGAAAGGGCUAUUUGUCGAUGUAAAUGAAUCUCAUAAAUAUCUGGCUUCAGGCUAUUUGUCCGCUCUGUUGUUUGAUGUGUUACGUAUUCUGUCUUUAACGUUGACUUCAGCUAAGACGAUGUCAUGUAAACGUGAAGUGAACAGUGCACAUGUGAAAGUGUUUAGUUUCACAGAACUGGAAGGAGCUUCUUCCCCUCUGAUGCUGUCUUCAAGCUCUCGUUACCUUUCAUUUCUCAUCAUGUGUCAGUGAUGAUCGGCUGCUACAGGCGGCAUUUUACUGUCACUAAUUCAUCUUGUAAAACAGUGCAGUGAAUGCAAAUGUAAUGUAAACAUGGCUGACGGCACUCUCUGUACCACACACACACACACACACACACACAAACUUAAACUGCAGCAUGUCGUGUUCUCUGUCACAUAUUUCAGCUCCUUCACACUCCAGAUGUCUCACGUGACCUUUCCCACCAAAGAAGACUAAAGUCAAAAUUGUUCAUGUUCCAUUGUCACAUUGAAAAGUCCUGAGUGGGAUGUGUUGUCUUUGGUGCCGCCUGCUGGUGAAAUCAGAGCCUGCAGCCAGACAGCGUCAACAUGUGGACACGUGCUUCUGUAAAUGAUGAUUUCCUGGUGGCUUUGCUUGUGUCGCUGCUCUUUUUCUGUGUAAGUUUGUAUGUUUUCAUGAAAACCUCCUGUAAAUAAAAUGAGCUUUUAAAAAAACAA